AUGAAGUUCCUGCAAAGCUUGCAACGUUUUCGAAUGUUCCGAGUGGAAGUCAAAAAUAAUCCAGGACAAUUUUAUCGUGAUGCAAUCGCCGAAAUCGAGUGGUUUAACGCGAAGGCAGGCUUGAACAUGUUCAACCGAUCAGUAAACCUUUUGAAUUUAAACUUUUGUUGGAUGAUGUUAAUGCUGGUGAGCAAUAUCUACUGUGCACCGGAAACAGUCGUGUUUUACCGAGACGAUAUCGACAAGGUGCUGAUGGGUGUUGUGACAUUGGGAUUCCUUUUUCAAAUGACAUCAAAAACGUACACUUUCGUUAUUGUUCGGAAGAAAGUGGUUGAAAUUCACGAGAUGAACGUGGAGUACUUUGACUCGAUGUUGUUCAACGACAUGGACGUGCAGGAUUCUCUCGUGGAAAAUGCCAUGCUGACCAGAUUCAUAAUCCAAAUGACUUCUAGAAUUUUCCCUAGCUUGUCGAUGACACUCAUGUUUGUGCCUCUUUUUUACAGCCUGAUAACUUCAAAUCUUCUACUACCAUACGGGUUUGAAAUCACGCACUCUGACACGUGGCUCGUUUAUGCCAUCAACUGGGCAUAUCAGGCUAGUUGUUCCUUCUACGUUGUGGUGAUUACAGUUACAACCGAGUCCACAUUUGUGCUGUUUCUAUUAACUGCUUGUGGACAAAUCGACACACUCAUCACGUUAAUCAAUCAAUUAAACUCAAAAAUCAACUCCGAGGAGUCGGAAGAGGGAAUCGCACUCCAGUUGAAGAAAAUUGUUAAGCUGCAUCAACACCACAAGUUGUACAUCAAAAAAGUAAAAGAUCUUUUCAAGUUUUACUUUCUCAUCGCAAUUGCUUCACUGUGUUCGGUUAUGACAAUGUCGAUGGCUGCUGUCGUGCUGGUUAAAUGGUAUCUAGGCGUCAUCAUGUUUUGGUUUACAUCCUGCCAAAUACUGUUCGGGUGUGUUCUUGGCACUCACUGGCAAAUAAAGAAUGAACAGCUGUUGGUGAAAAUUGCUUCAUUUGAUUGGUACAAAUUAUCGACGAAAAAUAAGAAAAUGAUUCUGAUGUUUCUGAAAGCUUCUCAAACGUACACUGAUCUUUCGGCGAUACUUUUGCCCCUGAAUAUUGGAAGUUACGUACAGAUUCACAAGAAAGUGUAUUCGAUGUUUAUGCUACUGGUCAAUGUUAAAGAAUAAGAUCUGCACGCAAUGUAAAAAAAUAAAUAAAUUUGAAAUAUCAUUUAGAAAUGACCAAAAUUAUAUAAAAUCAAAAGUGAGAUGCGAUAAUCAACUACACAACCAAAAGUUGCCUUUACAAGUUUGAA
Culex quinquefasciatus (southern house mosquito) is the source of this 1322-nucleotide messenger RNA. RefSeq lists its product as uncharacterized. The transcript has 4 exons. The record is from RefSeq and is a predicted model, not a curated record. Gene Ontology annotation, cellular component: plasma membrane. Lineage: Eukaryota; Metazoa; Arthropoda; Insecta; Diptera; Culicidae. Bases 1 to 1194 code for a protein of 397 amino acids. Gene Ontology annotation, biological process: detection of chemical stimulus involved in sensory perception of smell; sensory perception of smell. Gene Ontology annotation, molecular function: odorant binding; olfactory receptor activity.